Messenger RNA from Sebastes umbrosus (honeycomb rockfish), 3574 nucleotides. It is a transcript of the gene tal1, whose product is annotated as T-cell acute lymphocytic leukemia 1. Gene Ontology annotation, molecular function: DNA-binding transcription factor activity, RNA polymerase II-specific; RNA polymerase II cis-regulatory region sequence-specific DNA binding; protein dimerization activity. The record is from RefSeq and is a predicted model, not a curated record. NCBI's taxonomy places the organism in Eukaryota, Metazoa, Chordata, Actinopteri, Perciformes, Sebastidae. The coding region runs from base 898 to 2103 and encodes 401 amino acids. Gene Ontology annotation, biological process: regulation of transcription by RNA polymerase II. The transcript has 4 exons.
UUUAUUGAUUGGUUAAUUGAUAAAGAAUUGUGUCCACGUUCAAUUGAGGCAUCAUAAUUACACCCUCUAUCUGUUGUAUCAGCAGCCCUCAAGGUGCGUAAAUGAUAGGGCGUAAUGGAUACUCUUAGGAUAAAAAUGAAAAAAAAUAAAAAUAACCCUCUACUAUCAUCAGUUUAUCUUAUUGCAGGAUAAAUUGGCUUAGCAAAAAAAAAAGCCCCUUUGUUGGAAAAUAUAAAUAGGUCAACAGCUUAACCUGCAGCUUUUGUUUCUUUCAUCAAAAAAAAAAUUAAAACACCUCCACUAUAGCUCCAGUACACACUAACCUCACGCUGUUACAGGCCGUUGCGCUGCGCCUGUUUGCUUUUUUUUUUUUUUUUUAAUGCUUUGCCCUCCACAAGCCUAUAUAGCCCACGACAGCCAAAUAAUAAUGAAUCAUUUCAUAAAUAAUGGGUUUAGGAGCUUAUCGUGGAUGAAGAGGCCGCUGCCGUGCAGCUUAUCUCACUCGGCCACAUUGCGGCCUGUGUUCCGCUCCCAUAUACUGAGGGAGCGCACUGGAUGCGACGAGGAAUAACUCAGCUACACACACACACACACACACACACACACACACACACACACUCUCACACACACACACACGCAAACUCACUCUCUCACACACACACACACACACACACACACACACUCACACUCACACUCACACUCUGACAAACACACGCACUCACACUCUCACACUCACACAUAUACACACUCUGCUCCACAACUGGCAAGAAAAAAAAAAAAAGAAAAACCUCAGACAUGGAUGACCCACUCACAAAAUGGCUCCACUUACACAGUAACAUCAACAACACGGCUGGAACGGACGUAGUGGACUCGAGCAGAGUGGUGACGGUAUAAAAAAUGAUGGAAAAACGGCAUCCGGAGCUUCGUCCUGGAAGUCCCGAGGAAGAGUCCGGUCCUGGAAAGCGGGAGGACUCCUCCAUCAUCUCCAGACUGAACGGAUGCAACAAGGAGGGAGAGCUGGAGCCGAGGAGGAGAGAGGAGGGGGAGAAAGGGAGGAGAGGAGGAGGAGGAGGAGGCAGCUUCAAGGAGGUUGAUGAUGAGGAGACGGAUGACGUUUCUCCUCUGCAGAACACGAGCAACGGGACCAGCAGCAUCAGCAUCAUCAUCAACGGCGUUGCCAAGGAAACUGCCUCUCACAACGCCCUUGACCUGAAAAGGGAAGUGCCGGUGAUCGAGCUCUCCAGGAGGGACGCUAUAAAAGCGCUGGAGCAGAGGACUGAGAGCCAUUUGGUGCCGAUCACGGAACUUCGCAGACCUCCACCUCCUCCUCUACCACCUCCACCGCCGCCGCAACGAGACGACGCUCGAAUGGUCCAACUGAGCCCAAACGCGUUUCCUGUCCCGGCCCGGGCCAUGCUCUACAACCUGGCGCAGCCUCUCGCCGCCAUCAACAGUCUCGGAGGGGAGUCGGAGCAGUACAGCAUGUACCCCAGCAACAGGGUAAAGCGUCGCCCGGCGCCUUAUGAGGUUGAACUCGACGAGGGUAGGCACAUUUUAGAUCUUUAUAAGUAUGCUGGCCAGCCAAAGAUUGUACGUCGUAUCUUCACUAACAGUCGUGAACGUUGGCGGCAGCAGAACGUAAACGGGGCGUUUGCGGAGCUUCGCAAACUCAUCCCCACUCACCCCCCAGACAAGAAGCUGAGCAAGAAUGAGAUCCUGCGGCUCGCUAUGAAGUACAUCAGCUUCCUCUCCAACCUCCUGGAGGACCAGGACGGAGGGAGGAAUGUUGGCAGCACAACUGAUGGGGAGACGGGGCUGCUGGUUGGGGUCGGGGCCCUUGAGGGGGGCCCUCAGGGUGGUCCACAUCAGGACACAGUGGUGGGCUUGGCCAGGGACGAUCUUCUGGAGACAAUGUCACCAGGCUCCAGUUGUGGAAGCCUGCCUGACGGCGAUGCUGAGGGCAGUCCCGAGAGCUUUAUGGAGGACCAGGACUCACCUCCAGCACCAAGGACUCUAACAGCCUCACGUGGGCCCGCACUGCAUCUAGCUGGUAGAGAUCUGAGGCGCAAUGGCCGCGCUUUAGAUGAGUCCAGCCGUCGAUGAUACCGAUGCCAACAGACCACGGACACGACAACCUGAGACUGAAAUGAAAGGGACUAAGAAAGAGGUGGAUAUUCUCAGGACCCGUUAGCUUCGAGUCGUCAGUGUAGGAAAGAGAAUCAAGCUCCACGCAGUGAGAUAGUGGAGUGAGUUCCUGUCUCCAUACUACACCUGAGGCAGCACUGAUGAAUAGCUUGCUUUGAUUGGUGAUUGGUUGAAUUUGAUCCAACAAAAGACUUGUAAAUUCUGCAUGUCUCACGUCUUUGACUGGGUGCGGAUUAUAACUUUCCGUGUUUUGAAAGUCCAAAGACAGGAUAUUCUAAAAUAAAAAAAAAACUGAAAAAGAAAGAACAAGCAAACAAAACAACAACAAAACCAAACAAAAGAUCAAUCAAGAGACACUUAGCAAAGAUUUUUGAUGUGUAAUAUUGAAGUUCGGACCAAUGCUUCACAAAUGAUACUAUUGAUUAUAAUAUGGUGCGGCCAGAAUAGAUCCAAUGUGCAAGUAAAUGGCUCUAAAACAUCAAUGAGAAAACCCUGCCCAACUAAUUGAAUGUGUAAGAAUAAUGACACAAAAGUAAGUUUGCCUCAUUUGGAGGCCGUAAAUGAACCGACUGGACUCUAUUGUACCCAUGCAGUUACGUAUGUAUUGUAAAUAGCAUUAUAUUUCCACUGCGCAAUGUAACAACAGUGACUCGAGUUCAAGUCAGUGUGGUUUAAGAUGUACUGUAGUGUGUUUGUCAAUGGGUUUACUAGCAAAAUGGUCUUUUGGGAGACGAGGAAAAAGGAGAGAAGAGAUGAACUCGAAAUGUAAAGCAAGCAACUGAACUUAGUACAUCAAAUGUGGUACCAUUUACUUCUGUUACACUUUGGUGGUGAGAAAACAACACCAAAUACGUCGACAGACAGUUAAAGAUUUUCACUGCCGGGAAUGAAUAUAUCUAUUUGAAUUUGCGGAGGUACAAGACAUGCAGUGUUUCUGAAAGUGUACAAAAUAUGAGUCACAUGAUAUUAUGAAACGACUCAUGCAGUCCUUUUGAUAUGAAUGUUUCAGUGUUUUUUGUUUUUUUUAACUGUAAUGCAGUUGUAGUUUAGUAAGGUACAUAAAUAAAUCCCUUCAUUGCCGCAUUUCAUAUACACACACACACACACACACACACACAACACACACACACGCACGCAUACACACAGUGUUAAUAUCAUAACAACACCAGCAGUUUUCUGAUUAAUACAGUCAAGUAUUGCUCACUGUUGUUGGUUAUUCUGCUUUUUCAGCAGGACCUAGUAGCCUAUAUUGGUACCUUUGGUAACUAUGGUAUUUUAUGAAUUGCAGUAAAGGGACAUUGUACGUUUGGUAAUGACAUAUUUGUUGUAUGAUAGCUGUAUCUAUAAAUAUAUCCAAUGUUAAAUCGAUGAAUUUUAUACAAAACCCCUGAAUAAAACACGCAGAGGAAAAGCCUUGUAUUUGAUCUCA